CGUUUCUCCAAAUCUUGGCUGAAAUAAAAUCGAAGGCACCAAACUCUCUCUCUGAAAGAACUAGUGUUCUCGAAGCGAGAAGAAGAAGAAGAAUGGAGGGGGAGGAUGUGCCUCUGGACGACAAGGCGAAGAGAAUGCGGGAUCUGCUAUCGAGCUUCUACUCUCCAGAUCCUUCAAUGUCGUCCCCAAACUCCAAUUCGUCUUCCAAAAACGUCACUCUCGACGCCAUCAACUCCACCUCCUUCGAUCCCGAUCAGUACAUGAAUCUUCUCGUUCAUAAGUCAAACUUGGAAGGGCUUCUACAGAAGCAUGUUGAAAUGGCUGCUGAGAUCAAGAAUCUUGACACCGACUUACAGAUGUUAGUUUAUGAGAACUACAACAAGUUUAUCAGCGCAACCGAUACAAUUAAACAGAUGAAAAGUAAUAUCGUGGGCAUGGAGGCAAACAUGGAGCAGCUGCUUGAGAAGAUAUUGUCUGUGCAAUCUAGAAGUGAUAGUGUCAACACUUCUCUUUUUGAAAGGAGAGAACGUAUAGAGAAAUUGCAUCGUACCCGCAAUCUUCUUCGUAAGCUUCAGUUCAUAUAUGAUCUACCUGCUAGACUCACAAAGUGUAUCAAAUCAGAAGCAUAUGCUGAUGCAGUCAAGUUCUAUACUGGUGCAAUGCCAAUUUUUAAAGCAUAUGGUGACUCCUCGUUUCAGGAUUGUAAGCGAGCAUCUGAAGAAGUUGUGGCCAUAAUUAUAAAGAAUUUGCAGGGAAAGCUUUUCUCAGAUUCUGAAUCCAUCCAAGCAAGAGCUGAGGCUGCUGUGCUUCUCAAGCGACUGGAUUUCCCAGUUGAUAGCUUAAAGGUGAAACUGCUUGAGAAGUUGGAACAGUCUGUUGCCGACCUGCAGCUUAACAUUGAAGAGGUUGGUAAUGCUUCAGUUGAUUCAAAUCACCCUUCUACUGAUUCAACUCCUGCCACUGCUCAUGAGGUCUCUGUUCGUGAGUUUGCGGAGGCUAUUCGUGCUUAUCGAGCAAUAUUUCCUGAUUCAGAUAACCAACUAAGCAAACUUGCACAAGACUUGGUUACCAGGCACUUUGAAACCACUGAGCACUACAUAAAGCAACAAGUUUGGUCAGCAGAUCUACUAGCUGUAAUUCGAAUUAUAUGGAAAGAUGUACUUCUGUUGGAAGAUGUGCUACAUGAGGCUGCUCUAACUGAUUAUUCUUUUGAGGCUGCCCAAGUUUCUGUCAAAUUCUAUGUUGCCAAUAAAUUUUCUCAUCUCCAAAGUGAGAUAUCAGAUGCUCUAAAAAAGGUCCAAAUUAGACAAAAAAAUAGCGGAGAAGAUAAUUCCUUACAAGUUGCUCUCGAGGGCGGAAAAAAGGCAGUUCUCCAAGGCAGCAUGAAUGUCUUACUGGACUUCCGUCAACUUCUGGAUGAUGAUUUGGGACUGCUAGUUAAACUGAGAGACUUAAUUAUUGAUUGGGUCCAAGAAGGGUUUCAGGAAUUCUUCAGGGCACUUGAUGGUCACUUCCUCUUGCUAUCAGGCAGGCAUAGUUUAGCCAGUCAAGAUCAGGGUUUGACAGAGGGAAUACUAGAUGACAAAGUUCUGGCAGGGCUUGUCCUUGUGCUGGCCCAAAUUUCGCUUUUCAUAGAACAGAAUGCCAUCCCAAGAAUCACUGAGGAAAUAGGUGCUUCCUUUUCUGGUGGUGGUGUCAGACGCUAUGAAUAUGGACCAGCCUUUGUUCCUGGGGAGAUCUGUCGGAUAUUCCGAUCAGCUGGUGAAAAGUUUCUGCACCUUUACAUAAAAAUGACAACUCAAAGGAUAUCAGUUCUCCAAAAGAGGAAGUUUACAGCAACAGUUUGGGUCAAGCACAAGGAACCACGAGAAGUUAGCAUGUUUGUUGAUUUAUUUCUUCACGAGUUGGAAGGAAUAGGGAGAGAGGUUAAGCAGAUUUUACCUGAAGGCCUCCGCAGACAUCGUAGGGCUGACAGCACUGGGAGCACUACCUCAUCACGGAGUAAUCCAUUACGUGAGGAGAAAUUGAGUCGGUCAAAUACACAAAGGGCAAGGAGCCAGCUACUGGAAACCCAUCUAGCAAAGUUGUUCAAGCAAAAAGUUGAAAUUUUUACAAAAGUGGAGUUUACACAGGGUUCAGUUUUAACAACAGUGGUAAAACUUGGUCUUAAAAGCUUGCAAGAAUUUGUCAGACUCCAAACUUUUAGUCGAAGUGGAUUCCAGCAAGUUCAGUUGGACAUUCAGUUUAUGAGGACUCCUUUAAAGGAAAUGGCUGAAGAUGAAGCUGCCAUUGACUUUUUACUGGAUGAGGUGGUUGUUGCAACUGCGGAGCGUUGUCUUGACCCAACUCCAUUAGAGCCCCCCAUCUUGGACAGACUUAUACAAGCAAAGUUGGCAAAAACCAGGGAACAGAAUCCACUUUCUCCAUGAUACUGAAAGUUCCAGGUUUUGGCUGAAAUUGUGUUAAAGAAAGCCCCCUGGUGUGUUUCAAGCUGCAGUUGGAAGUGCUAGGAGUCUUCCAGACCCCGGGCCCGGGAGAUACAAGUUUUCUUGUAGAGGUUUUGUAAAAUGACGGUAAACUCUAAUUUUGGCUUCUUGCUGCCCAUAUUGUGCAAGUUAGGUGACAAUAUUUAAAAUUAGAUGAUCAAGGAGAAUGCAAAUUAAAGUUUGAUCAUAUGACAUCUCAAAUUAACAGGUGUUGCCUAAAAUGAGUAACAUCAUCAGGUGUGGAAGAAAAAGAAACAAAGAAGUACUAAAACAGAUGAAUAUAUGACCUCCCUUUUUUUA
Fragaria vesca subsp. vesca is the source of this 2786-nucleotide messenger RNA. Its product is annotated as vacuolar protein sorting-associated protein 51 homolog. Gene Ontology annotation, biological process: Golgi organization; endocytic recycling; Golgi vesicle transport. Gene Ontology annotation, cellular component: GARP complex; EARP complex; membrane. The transcript has 21 exons. NCBI's taxonomy places the organism in Eukaryota, Viridiplantae, Streptophyta, Magnoliopsida, Rosales, Rosaceae. The coding region runs from base 93 to 2429 and encodes 778 amino acids. The record is from RefSeq and is a predicted model, not a curated record.